AUGCCAUACCCUUUGGUACUCUCCACUGCUAGGUAUCAGUGGAAGGAAUUGUUUGUGGCUGUAAAGCUAGAUGUUGCAGGGUGCUAUCUCUUUAAAUUUAGGGAUGAACAGGCUAAGCAACAUGUUUUGGAUGGUGGUCCUUAUUUCUUUUCACAAAAAUACUUGGUCCUCAAAGACUGGCAUAGAAUGAUGAAGCCAGUUAAAGACCAACCUUCUCAUAUUCCAGCUUCGGUGAGACUAUAUGACUUACCCCUAGAGUUAUGGAAUCAAGAGUGUCUGAGUAGAGUAGCUAGUACCAUUGGCAAACCACUUAAUGUGGACCAAGCUACAACUAAAACCUCAAAACAACGAGGCCUUCUCCAAACAAAAUCCUCAAAACAACUGGGCCUUCUCCAAACAAAAUCAACUAGUGCUAGAGUCUGUAUUGAGAUCAGUGCAAAGCAUGACCUUCCUAAGGAUGUGAGAAUUUCUAUAGAGGAUGAUGAAUUGGAAAAGGUGCUUGAACAAAAGGCUGCCAGUCAUGAGUGGAUCCAAGUAGGCAAUGGUAAACAAAAGGUUGUCCCCUAUGACAACUUGGCUGCCCCUUCAAGUCCUCAUAAUAUCAGUGUCUCAACUGAUCCCACUGUGAUUCAAGUAGAAGAAUUGGGACUGGAAGAGGUUACCACUCUUUCUGAUCUUAAGAAGCCCACUACUCUUAAACCAUCUGAUUGUCAAGGUUUAGAACAGGGGGAGGAAGCUGCAAUUCUGGUUUCCAAUGAAAUCAUUGAUCCCUAUCAACUACUUUCCAAUACUACUCCUUUCAAUCUCUGCAUCAUUUUGUUACUUUGUGCUAUUGUUUCUAUGUCUUUACAAGCUUUCAAUUUAGGUUUUUGGAACAUUCGUGGUCUAAAUGGCCCCAUUAAGCAGAAAGAAGCUAAAUCCUUUAUGAGCACUAAUAAACUUAGUAUAGUAGGCUUUCUUGAGCAUAAAAUUAGGGUAGCUUGGGCGGACAGAAUCACUCAUUUCAUUUGUCCUGACUGGAGUUUUGUGAAUAAUUACUCUCAGGCUGCUUUUGGGAGGAUUUUUGUGGGUUGGGACCUUGGAGUAUUGUCUCUUAUAGUGUUAGGCCAGUCUAAUCAAUUCAUUCAUUGUGAGGUUCAACCCAAAGAUGGGAGUGCACUCUUUUUGGUCACUAUGGUCUAUGGGGCAAAUUCUAAUUUAGAUCGAAGGUCUCUAUGGCAUAGUCUAAUUCAGUUCAGGAACUCUUCACCUUGGGUGGUUCUUGGUGACUUUAAUGCAAUUAGACAUCUUAAGGAGAAAGUGGGGAGGGGGGAGGGGUGUUAUAUUCAGUUGUCUCCACACAUGGAUGACAUUAAUCAUUGUUUGUUUGCCUCAGAGCUUGAUGACCUUAGGUUCAUAGGGUGCCUAUUCACUUGGUCCAAUAAGCAGGUCCCUCCUCAUUUUGUGGCUACUAAACUUGACAGAGUGUUAGUCAAUGAGCCCUAG
Molecule: messenger RNA, 1485 nt
Organism: Rhododendron vialii
Lineage: Eukaryota; Viridiplantae; Streptophyta; Magnoliopsida; Ericales; Ericaceae
Exons: 4
Coding region: 1-1485 (494 amino acids)
Source: RefSeq, a predicted model, not a curated record